CAGAGCUCUUUAAGUUACCUUGGCGCAACAUCAAAUAAUCACGUAGGAGCUCAUUUCCGGUCGUCACGAUGCCACUUGUGACUCAACACGCCAAGCCGCACACGCGCUGCAUCGUCACCACCAGCAUACAUUCGCCAUGUCCUUCCAGCCGCAAUUGGAGCGUGUCGCGCAGCUACAGCAGCACCACCCGGACAAGAACCUCGUGCCCGUGUAUCUGGAUGCUGUGGCCGACCUGGACACGCCCGUGAGCGUGCUGCUCAAGCUGCGUGAGGGCCAGACGCACUCGUUCCUGCUCGAGUCUGUGGCUCCGGGCGAGAAAAUCGCGCGUUACUCGUUCAUCGGUGCUGGUCCGCUCAAGGUCGUGUCUACAGGCAAGGGUCAGACCUUCGAGGGCGACCCGCUGACCAACCUCGAGCAAGAGAUGAAGAACUUCCGUACUGUGACCCUGCCCGAGCUCAACGUGCCCAUGACAGGCGGAGCUGUGGGCUACUGCGGCUUCGACGCUAUCCGCCACUUUGAGCCUAAGAUCGCACCCUACGUUGAAGCCCAGAAGGACGUGCUGAAGGUGCCUGAGAGCAUCUACAUGUUCUUUGAUACGGUCGUGAUCUUCGACCACGUCUUUCACUCGCUUAAGAUCGUGUCGCACGUCCGUCUCGACACGGGCGACCUUGCUGCUGCAUACAAGGAGGCGACUGACAAGAUCAUGGCCGUGAACGCUGCACUGGAGAAGCCACUCGUGCGCCCGUCCAGCGUUGCCCACGCUAGCACUCCGACCACGUCCAAGAUUGACUUGGAGGCGGCCUCGAACGUCGGCAAAGCCGGCUACAUGGGGUUCGUGGACAAGCUCAAGGAGCACAUUGUGGACGGUGACAUCUUCCAGGCUGUACCGUCACAGCGACUGGCCGUCGACCUGCCGAAGGACGUGACUCCACUGGAUCUGUACCGCCAGAUGCGCGUGAUCAACCCGUCGCCGUACAUGUUCUUCCUUGAUAUGGGCGAGGAUUUCCAGAUCGUCGGAGCGUCGCCCGAGAUGCUCGUCAAGGUGGACCACGACCGUAUUGUGGAGACUCACCCCAUUGCUGGCACUCGUCAUCGUGGCGCUAAUGACGAAGAAGACGAGGCUUUGGUGAAAGAUCUUCUGUCCGAUAAGAAGGAACGCGCUGAGCACAUUAUGCUAGUGGAUCUUGGCCGCAAUGACGUCGGUCGUGUGGCCAAGCCAGGCUCUGUGCGGGUGGAGCGCCUCAUGCAGAUCGAGAAGUACUCGCAUGUGAUGCACAUCGUCUCGGUCGUCAAGGGCGACCUGCGUGAGGACCGAACGGUUUACGACGCGUAUCGUGCCAUGUUCCCUGCCGGCACGCUCUCUGGUGCGCCCAAGGUGCGUGCGAUGGAGCUCAUCUGCUCGCUUGAGACCGAGCGACGCGGUGUGUACUCUGGCUCGGUAGGCUACUUCAGUUUCUCGGGCUUCCUAGACACGGCCAUUGCAAUUCGCACCAUGGUGGUAAAGGAUGGCAAGGUCUACUCGCAAGCGGGCGGUGGCAUCGUGUACGACUCGGACCCGCAGGCCGAGUACAUGGAAACGGUCAACAAGCUCGGCUCAGCCGUCAAGACGCUGGAGAAGUGCGCCGCUCAUAUGGCGCCGACCGCGCAGUAGAUUUGAGUGCGUGAUGUCUUCCACGUGCAAGUCGAGAUAAAUACACAGACAUUUGCAUGCUUUGCUUUGCUUUAAUGAGCAUAAAUA
Messenger RNA from Phytophthora nicotianae INRA-310, 1738 nucleotides. RefSeq names its product anthranilate synthase component I. NCBI's taxonomy places the organism in Eukaryota, Oomycota, Peronosporomycetes, Peronosporales, Peronosporaceae. The coding region runs from base 137 to 1651 and encodes 504 amino acids. Gene Ontology annotation, molecular function: anthranilate synthase activity. The transcript has a single exon. The record is from RefSeq and is a predicted model, not a curated record. Gene Ontology annotation, biological process: L-tryptophan biosynthetic process.